GCCGGAUCCAGCCUCCCGCCUCUCGGCCGUGCCUCCCCGGCGCCUCCCGCACAGCCCCGAGUGCCGGCAGCGCGGCUGCGGGCGCUGCUGCUGCGGGGAGCGCGGAGCGGGGCCGGGGGGACCAUGAUCGCACCCGCCCCCGGGAGCCGCGCCGCCUCCGCUCGGGAGCCCUAAAGCCGCUCGGCGCCGCGCUGCCGUUCUCCGCGCGGGCAUGGGGAACCAGGUGGAGAAGCUGACCCAUCUGAACUACAAGGAAGUUCCCACGGCCGACCCAACGGGCAUGGACAGAGAUGAAGGGCCCAGGAUCGGGGUCUCCUACAUCUUUUCCAAUGACGACGAUGAGCUGGAGCAGCAGCAGGACUCGGGGCACGACCUCGGAGGUGAGCACCCUGCCCUGCAGCCCUAUGAUCCCCAGCUGCACGAGGUGGAGUGCUCCGUCUAUUACCGGGAUGAGUGCAUCUACCAGAAGAGCUUUUCCGAGGAGGACGUGCUGCCGGAGGAGGGUGAGGAAGGAGGCAGGGGACACCUGAGCACCUACACCCCGGAGAACCUGCUGAACCGCUGCAAACCGGGCGACCUGGUGGAGUUUGUGUGCCAGGCCCAGUACCCGCACUGGGUGGUCUACGUGGGGGAUUUUCAGGUUGUGCACCUGCACAGGCUGGAGGUGGUGAACAGCUUCCUCACCGACGCCAGCCAGGGCAGGCGGGGCCGCAUUGCCAACCAGCUGUACCGCUACAAACCCCUCAGCCCGGCCACAGUGGUGCGCAACGCCCUGGAGCAGGUGGGCUGCAAGGACCGGGACCUGAGCUGGAGAAACUCGGAGUGUUUCGCUGCCUGGUGCCGCUACGGCAAGCGGGAGUUUAAAAUCGGCGGGGAGCUGCGCAUCGGCAAGCAGCCCUACCGCCUGCAGAUCCGGCUGGGCGACAAGCGCAGCCACACGCUGGAGUUUCAGAGCCUGGAGGAUCUGAUCAUGGAGAAGAGGAGAAAUGACCAGAUCGGUAGGGCUGCCGUGAUCCAGGAGCUCUCCAGCCACCUGCAGGCUGCAGAGGAGGAGGACGAGGAGGAGGAGGAAGACCAUCCCCACCAUCCAGGUGCCCGGACUGCUGUGGAGUAGUGCCUCAGCACCGCCAUGCUGCUCGGGCUGGGUGAUGGGGAUUAAAACGGAAGGCUGCGAAAUUGAGCUGUUAUAAACCCUUUGGGCCGUUUCAGUGCAGCUUCAUUCCGAUCACAUGUGAAAGGAAGGGGGGAAAGCUGAUUAAGUGUCUGUGCUUUAGUGCUUAACUCCUUCAGUGCUCAAUGAUAAAAACCACUGACUUAUUGUAGAGGAUAAAACUCAGGGCAACUCUACCCUUCUCCACUCCCACCUCUUUCCCUUCCUCUGUGCCAGCCUGUUCUUCCACCAUCUGCCAGUAGGCCUGACCCUAUGGGAUGCUAAAUGCCUUUGACAUCUACUUAUCAGCAGAAGUUAAGAGUACUUAAUACUAUUAAGGAGCCAACAACUUUGGGACAUGGCCGUGUUUAUGUGAGUGUGUGAUUAGUUGGUAGCUGGGAAAUGUGACAUGCUGUUGACCCUUCUCUGCCUUUUGUCUUCAGUUGGGGCUCUGUUGAUCUCGCAACAAGCUGCUGCCUUGCUUGCUUGAGUGGUGCUAGGCUUUAUGGAUGGGCAGCCAGCUCCCCAGGAGGUGUAAGGGAGAAAUCACCUCUGACUUCAGUGAAAUGUUUUUGAUGUGCCUGGUGCUUUCUUAAUUAAUAGGAAUGUGCAGGUGGGCUGGGGGAGCUCUGCCUUUGCUAGCAGCACGUGGUUCUGUUGGGGAGAGAGGAGUUAUUAUUGCUGACCAGCCCCAGGGAGGAGGAAGCUCGCAACCCUGGUUGUGGAGUCUGCGCAUUGGUGUGUGCUUAGGCUCUUACAGGCAGAUACUGAGCUCUGCUGGAGCUUGUUACAGGCUCCCUGGCCCCCCCUAAAGCAAGUGGCAGAGCUCCUGAUGACAUCUGGGGCAAGUACAGAGGCCAUAGAAGCAGGUUGCUCAUAUGCUCCAGCACAUCUCCAGUAAGCUACCCCUCAAGAGGUGGUCUCAUGACUGGGAGCUCCUGGCUCGCUGGGAGUGUGGCACAGGUCCUGCACAGCAGCACUCCCUCCCUGUGAUGGGAAGGAGUGCAGGAUGGAAGGCAGGGGGGUUGGGAUGUUUGUUUUAUUCCCCCCCCUUACCACAAAGCAAUUUCUUCUUCAUUAGGGACUUCAUCUUUCCCUAUUUUCUACUAAUUUUUAUGAUGUGCAGCUGAGCUAUAGCAUUGGACGAGAAGAUAUGCCUUCGGAGUUGUUGGGUAGGUCCCUCAUUAGGUGGGUUGGGGGGUGCAGCGCUGCCUCCCUUGAAUGUUCCCUGAAUUUUGCUUUCAGCUGUUGAACUGUCCUCCCAUGUGGGCACCAUCAGAUCAUUGUCCCGAGAUCUUAAGUGCGUGAACAAACAGAUUUGGACUCAGCUUAUAAUACAAAAUUCCUUCCCUUUAAAAACACGGUAGUGAAGAGAUGAACCUGAAGAUAAGCUUGAGUUCAUUUAAAUAACAGCGAUUAACGUUGUGCUGUAAACUUGAAGCGUUGUUACUACCGUCUUCCCUGCGGUUGUUGACAGUUAUACCACAAAUAGCAAAGUACUCCGUGUCCUUUCUGCCCCUUGGGAGCGGAGGUUGUCGAUUAAGAAGUUGAUGCCAUUUUUUGAUUAGCUAGAACUAUAUGGCUCAAAUAAAUCUGAGUUUUCUUCCUACUAUACGCAACCUAGAGGGAAACAAAGCAGUGAUUAGCUACUUCAGCCUUGCUUGGAGAGGAAAUGUGGCUUUUAAGGUUAUGCAAAUACACCACACAGUGUUUCCUUAAUGGCUCUGUGUUCUCAUUUUGGGUUGCGAAAUACCCAAAUCCAAAGGAGAAUGUAACGCCCAGCUCUGUUAGAAUGCUAUGGCUCAGGUGUCUGCACCGGUGAUGGUUUUCCUCAAUAUGCAGUUGAGUCAUACUCAUGUUGGUGUGGCUGUCAAGCCAAUGUGCAACCUUUCUUUAAAAGUAUGGUAACAACCCAUAUCUGACUGCAACAGGAUUCGUGUGUGAAGGGCUGCACGCAGCUUUUAUACAAUGACAAAAUGCUGAAAGCUGAAAUGAUCACAAAGUCCGAAAGAGAAUGGAGAGUCUGUGUUGCACUGACUGCUAUGAGACAACUGAGGUUAUCUAGACCAUAAGUAAAUGUCUGGCUGUUGCUUCUUUCAUACUGACCCUUGUAUAUAGCAAAGUUUAUUUCUCUGUGUAAUAUAUGUAUGUAAAAUAAUAUUUUCUUACAGAUAUUUUUGAAAGUUAAAACAAAAAUAAUCCAUCAUAACCUUGCAUUUGAAAAUAAGUUGUUAUGCACAUUAUUUUCCAGUCCUCUGAAUGGGUUUAUUUUUCAUUAAUGAUCUAAAGUAUAUUCUAGGUCAUAAAGUAUAGAAACUGCUAUAAAUGUCAAAUAUUAUGUAUCUACAGGGUACUAAACAGUAAACUAGUUGUGAAAAUAUUUUUCCCUUGUGUCUGAAACAUCAGAACUAUGACACACAGCCAUUUCUCUCCUUCUGAGAUAUCCUGCGUGGUCUGGCUUUGUUUUCUGUGUUUUGUUUUUUUCUUUUCCUUCUUUCCCUUUGUUUAAUUAAAAAAAAAAAAAAAAAGACCAAAUCUGUCUGAGAACAAAGAGCAAAGCUUCUCUGACCAACCGAAAACAUGUCUUGUGCUGAUCUUGGUGCUUCCCUGUGCCGGUCAUGCCUCUUGGGAUCAAUUCCGAUGCAGGCAUUAGGGCCUUAACAAAGAAUCCCAGAGCUUGCACAGCCUUCUAGGACAGAGAGCUGAGCAGAGGGCUUUGCUCACAGCAAAGCAGCCUGGCAUGCAGUCAGCUGUGUUACAAAGCCUGUCCGCUUCUCUGGCACCUGCAGUUCAGGUGUUCAGUGCUUAAAAUGUCUACAUUUGGAAUACUUACGUUGUUCUGCAAGCUAUGCUGGGGAUUUAUUCUGUCUCCUGCAACUCCAUUAUUUGCAAAAGUGGGUUUUCGUUAUUCCUGGUGUUUUUAAAGGUUGAUUUUGUUUUGUUUUGUUUUUUUUUUUGUUUUUGUUUUUUUCCUAUGUCCUAACAGGAAUUUCUUACCCCAACAGCUAAGGACUGUUGAAUCUUUAACAGGUGGGUCUUUUUUCCCUACCUGUUGAUUAGGCAGUGUUAUUCAAUAGGUGCUAUAAACACCACUGCAAACACUUCUAAGCAUGUUGGUUUUUAAAGCCAUGGACUCAUAACGUGCAAACUAGAAUUGCUGUCGGAGCGCAUCACAACUGCUUAGCUUCUCGUUUUUUGUUUUACUUUAUUCAGUUACUUUCUGCAGACUACGCUGGGAUUUCUACAGUUUGUUUUUUUUUUUUUUAAUCAAAAAAUCUCUUGGGGAAAACUGAUUCUUCUGUGUGUGUGUAGCUCAAGAUUUUUUUAUUGCUCAAAAAAGAGGGGGAGAGAAUAGAUAAAAGCACCGCUCUUCUUUAAGGUAGAGAAAUGAAGGUGUGAUCCUUCUGCAGAGCUUCUGGUUCAGUAAAGGCCCAAGGCCUAUGCUGAAUUUGAAGUUGAGCCACUUGGAAAAAUCCUCAAAACUCGUAAUAUGCUUGAAGUUAAGUGACUAUUUGCAUUUCUGUCUGAAUAAGGCUGGAAUCUUGAUCUGAGGUCUCUGGUGGGAGUGUGGAGGAUCUGACGUCGCCUAUUCACAGGAAGGGCACAAGAAGCACUGUGGAAGCUCUUUCUCAAACGGCCCUUGUCCAAACAAAGCAGGUGGGAAUCCAGCCCAAAGUUUGGCCUCAGUUUCCCCCUGAAAAUCUGGGAGCAGCACUGACUCAGCGAGUGGUGAGACUGACGCAUUACACAGCAGUUACACACUAAGCUGACAGUCGUGCUGCAGACUGCUUCCUGGUGUCUUUGUCUUGUCAUGCUUGAACUUCCCCUUGAGUUUUUAAGUUAAAGUUUAAUACUAUUAGCUUUAAAAGCUCUUUGUUGUGCAAACGCUUAAGCAUCUGUGUGAAUUUACUCAUUUGGAUGUUUGCACUGUUACUGAUGGGAAGACUGCUGUGGAUGUCAUUCUGCACAUGUAAGGCUAGCAAGACAAAGCUCCAGAUCUGUGAAGGUAGUUGCAGUUAGGAAACGGAGACGAGCAGUCUUACUUCCCCAGAGUACUGGUAGGUUUGAUGCAAAUAAUGCCCUGGAAAUGGCUUUAUAAUGAAGCCUACAAUUAUUCCUUGAUUGAGUAGUUUUAAAAACACAAUUCAGACACUUGAGUUCUGUGAUAGUGAACAAAGAUAUAAACAAGGCCAUUUCAAGUUUCCCUGAUUCGAUGUGAGUAUGAAGUAUUGAUUACAGCUCUCUGUAGCUCAGCUGGACAACACAGUAGACAGUUGCAGGGUAGACUGGGGGGGGGGAGGAAGGGGGGGAGGAAACACAACAAAAGCUACUUCAGAAACUAGCUUUUGCUCAGAAAAGUAUAUCCUUCAGACCGAAGGACUAGGGAAGUAAACUUUAAUUAUUUUGUAUUAAUGCAACUCUAGGCACGCUUCUUCCAUUUUGUUCUUUUAAAUUCAGUAUUGCACUCCAAGCAACAAAAAGGUGUUCUGUGCAGAAGAUAUUUCAGAUUUUGACUGUAACAGCAGUUUUCUUUUUCUUUCUUUUUCCCUUUGGGUCUCACCAAAGGGUGUGUGAAGCUUGUUGAGUCGUUUGCCACCUGUGCUUUCCUGACAAUUAACCGCAUCAACCAUGAUUCCAACAGCCAUUUAGGAACAAAUAUUUCUUUUGAAAGUGAAUCUUAUACAACUGAUGAGAGAUGAGUGUCUAAAAGAAGGAAAUGCAUUGUCUCCAGCAGCUGUUUAUAUUUGUAAGAAAGCUACUGUUAUUUAUGUGUUGAUUUUGCUACUCUAUAAUGUGCCGUGAUGAGGCAAGGUUUAUUGUAUCAUGGACUUAGAUUCUCCAGAUCAGACACUUCUUUUUAACUGUGGAUAAGAAGAAAUCAGAGUAGCUUCUUCAAACAUCAGUGGCUUAGGUGGUUCUUUUGCAUUAUUGUUGAAUUAGCAGCUUUCUUUCAAUGCACACCUGAAAUUCCUGAUAUUGUAAUACUUCAUGGAAUCAUCCACAAUAGCCAGUGUAAUCACAAAAUAUGAUUUUCUUAACUCCAUGAGCAUUUUCUGUAAGCUGUCUUUUGUCGAUGAAUGUUUAAUUGUUAGUGGAAAUAUCUCUUCUUUUCCUGAGAAAGAAGUACAGAUCAUUGAUUGUACCAUUUCCUUCAAAAUGAAGGGCACUGCGUAGUAACUAAAAAGAAAUAAAAGAUUUAUAGUAUCUUUU
This is a messenger RNA of Numida meleagris (helmeted guineafowl), 6361 nucleotides long. It is a transcript of the gene LRATD2, whose product is annotated as family with sequence similarity 84 member B. The record is from RefSeq and is a predicted model, not a curated record. The transcript is spliced from 2 exons. Bases 212 to 1114 code for a protein of 300 amino acids. Lineage: Eukaryota; Metazoa; Chordata; Aves; Galliformes; Numididae.